CCAGCGCUUGGGCCGGUUCCUGUGUGUAUGUGUUUUCUCUCCGGUAUGGCGGAUGACGGCGGUUUACUGUAGAAUCCGCCGUCCCAUAUCUCUGUUUACUUGGCUCGGGCUUUCAUUUGAAGCGAUUUGGAAGGGAGGAGGACUUCCGUGAAAGCCUGUAGACUAACGCGGAUUUGGUACUGGGGUGAAAACUGGUAAGUCAACCAGCAAGAGGGACGCUGCUACUGCUGCGACGGAGACUUGACUCCGAACCGACUCUGAGUUGACUCCGAGUCGAUUAGUACAGGUUGCUAAGCGCGGCUUGCUAACGGCAGGGGCUGCGCGCAUAUUCGGAUUCCACCCGUGUGUCUGGAAGGAGAAAGAAAGUUGGCUCGUAGUUUGACGGCGUGAAGAAGCGGACUGGGUAGCGUUACAGUUCGGAGAGUCGUCGAAGAGUCUGGUUAUAGCUUAUUAUAUUUAAAACAAAUUCAUUAUUUAUUUGACUACCUCGCCGUAGUGCGCUCGCGCACUUAGCUAGCUAACUCCCUACCAUGCCGACCGAGCGCUCCGUUCUCUACGUGUGGCCUGGUUAAAACGUCAAAAACCCACUGGCUUCACGUACCAGAGACCGCUUUGUGCUUUACACGUCGAAAGAGCAAAGGCUAAGGUCCAUGUUGUGCGGUAAGCUGGUCCCCUCAUUUGGCAUUAAGGUGUAUUUACGAGCCGUUUCCCCUUUGAAAACAUUGCGAACCGAUUCCUGAACCGACUCAACAGGUUACCCGUAGGGCUGUCAGCUUGUCUUUCGGGUGGAUACAUGCAUUCCCCAGGUGAAACCCAGCUCCCAGUUGUGUUUUAGAUGACUUGAAGACAGAUGCCAAGUUUGGAGGUGCAGUCCCUGGAUUGUAUUUGACACCAUGGUGGAUUUGGAAGUCCUGAUCGCAGGAACAAGACGAAGGAGGAUUGUAGAGGACAUGAUGUAGCCCUAUUUAUUUGAAAAGUGGCAGUGUUUAUUUUGUUUUUUUUUUCUUCCCCCCUACACAGAUAAUUUUUUAUAUAGUUAUAGGAUGCACAUUGAUCUGGGAUCCAUGAGUGAAACGUGUUCGUUGGCUCUUGUGUUCAUAAAAUAAUAAUAAUAAUUUAAAAAAUUGUCGGGUAAACCAGAAGGUGUGUCACUCUGGAGCAAGAAGCCCUGCCUUUCUCCUCUGGUUGGAGUAAUACACUCAAGCCGUCAUCAAUGCCUUCGGCGCUGGCCGUGUUCACCUGCCGCCCGAACUCGCACCCGUUUCAGGAGCGUCACGUCUACCUGGACGAGCCGGUGAAGAUCGGGCGUUCGGUCGCACGCUGCCGUCCGGCUCAGAACAACGCCACCUUCGACUGCAAGGUGCUCUCCAGGAACCAUGCCCUCGUCUGGUUCGACCACAAGACCGGCAAGUUUUAUCUCCAGGACACCAAGAGCAGCAAUGGCACCUUCAUCAACAGUCAGCGGCUGAGCCGGGGCUCCGAGGAGAGUCCCCCGUGCGAGGUGCUCUCGGGGGACAUCAUCCAGUUCGGAGUGGAUGUGACCGAGAACACGCGCAAAGUCACUCAUGGCUGCAUAGUGUCGUCCAUCAAACUCUUCCUUCCAGAUGGCAUGGAAGCUCGACGCCGAUCAGAUGUCAUUCAAGCACCACUACCACUACCAGUUGAUAAGGUUGCUGCGAACACGCCCAGUAUGUACUCUCAGGAACUGUUUCAGCUCUCCCAGUAUCUGCAGGAGGCCUUACACCGGGAGCAGAUGCUGGAGCAGAAGUUAGCCACGCUGCAGAGGCUCCUGGCCAGCACACAGGAGGCUUCAGAGAGCAGCUGGCAGGCUUUAAUCGAUGAAGACCGGUUACUCUCAAGAUUGGAGGUGAUGGGAAACCAGUUACAGGCGUAUUCAAAAAACCAAACGGAGGACGGCAUCCGAAAGGAGCUUAUAGCCUUAACCGAGGACAAACACAACUAUGAAACUACAGCCAAAGAGUCCCUGAGGCGGGUUCUUCAGGAGAAAAUCGAGGUGGGGAGGAAGCUGUCCGAAGUGGAGCGGACCCUCAGUAACACAGAAGAUGAAUGUACGCACCUGAAGGAGAUGAACGAGCGAACUCAGGAUGAGCUAAGAGAACUAGCCAACAAGUACAACGGAGCUGUGAACGAGAUUAAAGAUCUCACUGACAAGAUCAAGCUUGCUGAAGGCAAGCAGGAAGAGCUCACACAAAAAGGCCAGAAUGAAAAGAAGGAGCUGCAGCUGAGAAUCGAGGAGAUGGAAGAGAAAGAGCAGGCACUUCAAGCUCGCAUCGAGGCACUACAAGCAGACAACGACUUCACCAACGAGAGGCUCGCGGCCCUUCAAGUCCGGUUAGAGCAACUACAGGAGAAAAGCAUACAGGAAAACAACAGUUUAGACCACUUUCUUUUAAAGAGUGGAGGGGACUGCACUUUAAUCCAACAGUUCAUUGAGUGCCAGCCCGUGAAGCAGCUGAAAGGAGCCGUGGAUUCCUCCAUCCGCAAGCUCUCCAACUUUGACGAGGUCAUAGAUGCCCAUCUUCAGAACAACCAAACCACAGAUGAUGACAGUUUCACCAGUCCAGAGAAACUAAAAGAAAAUCAGAUCGACGCUAAAGAGUCCGAUAUGUCAGACACUCUGAGCCCCAGCAAGGACAGGAGCAGUGACGAUACUUCAGACGGACAAAUGGACGAACAGGAGCUGAAUGAGCCCCAAAACAGGGUUGCCCUGAUUAAAGAUGAGCUGCAGAGGGCCAAUCUGGAGGCUGGAGACACAGAGCAGGUCAUCCACAAGCUGCAUACCGAGCUGCUGGAGGCACAGGAGCUCGCCAACACUGGCAAGCAGAAAUGUCUUGAACUACAAGCUCUGCUGGAAGAGGAACGGAGAACCAACCGGCAGCAGACUGAGGAAUCAUCUAAACAAAUCCAGUACCUGCAGAGUCAGCUCGCCAAGUUGCAGUCCGACAUGGAGGCCUUGCGCGAGCAGAGAGAGAACACCAUCUCCAACACGCGGGAGGAACUCUACAGCGCCCAGGAGGAGGUGCUCGUGCUCCGCCACGCCAUGGAAGCGGCCACGGCGGAGAGAGAGCGCGACAUCGCCGCCCUGCAGGGAGAACUCACCGCUGUCACAGCCGAACUGGACAGGUGGAGAAAAGCGGCAUCCAACUACGAGCUGGAGAUCAGCACCCUGCAGGAGAACUUUAAGCUGCAGAGCCAGCACCAGGAGCGAGCUUUGCAUCUUCAAGAUGAGCUGGAGAAGUUGCAGGUCGAGUGCUCGACCCUGCAUAAAGAAUGCGAGUCUCUUCGCUCGGAGAAAGUAACCCUGCUGGAGAAACUGCACAGGUUGGAGGUGGAGCUCAGCAGCUCCAGAGAACAGAGCGCCACUCUGAGCAGCAACCUGAACGCUCUGGAGAGAAGCCAGGGUGACCUGGAGAACAAACUGGGUUCCAUACAGAACCAGCACCAGCAGGACGCCAGCAGACUGAAGGUGGAGCUCGCCCAGGCUGAGAACCGCACCAAGAACCUGCAGAAAGAGUAUGAGGACACUCAGAACCAGCUGUCUGACCUGCGGCAGAGGUAUGAGCAGACCGAGCAGGAGAAACGCUCCAUUAAUGACGAGCUGGAGCAGUGCAAGGUCAAUCUGAAGCUGCUGCAGGAGCAGGGCAAGAAUCCAUCCAUAAUGCAGCCUGUCCAAGCCAUUUUCAUCGGCCUUAUCCUGGCUUUGCUGUAUUGGUGCUUCGGCCAAAUGUGGUAGAAAGAGCGGUUGGAUGCCCUGGAUGCCGGUGGUCGCCGUGGUGGCCGUCGUGACUGCGUUGGUGCUGUACCCCAGCCUAUCCAAGAGCUCCUCUUGAGGCAGAUAACCAAUCACAACACAGCAUGGCUCACUCUGUCAAACCCAACGUCCUGUUUUUAAUUCUGAGGUCAGGCCCGUUCCAGACUCGUUUACCUUCAAAUGUGAGAACGCAGCUCCAGGGUGUCCAGCGUGAGUGUGUAAAGAGCAAAUGUAGAUAUUAUAGAAACAAGAAAAGGGGGUAUAAAUGGUCUAACCUCUGUUAUAGAUUAAAUAAAUAUAUCUGCUUUUUUUUUCUUUUCUUUUUCAGUUAAAUGGGAAUCUUGAUCAUUAAAGUGGCCUAAACUAGGCUUUUUUUUCCCUUUCUAAUGGGUACCAAAUGUUUUCGGUUCUGUCUUUUUAUUUUUAUUUUUUAUUUGGUGUGGUUUGCCAUGUUAGAUGUUAAUGUGGUAUUCCGAAUAGAUGCAAAGCCAAAUUGAAAUCUUAAAAGAUCAGGCACAAAGAGGUUAAAGUGCCUGAUUUAACUACUACUAGAUACGUGUAAACACUUACUCACAAACACACACACCUUUCUGUCCUCAGUGAAGUGCCACUCAUGCUCCACUAAUGCAGUGUUUGAUUUAAAACGUCUGGAACUCGUUCAGUCCCGUGUGCUGUGAUGAUUAUUCCUUUUUGGGUUUUUUUUGUGCGUUUUCCGACCGAGCCGUUACACCGAUAAGCAGCACAGUAAGGUCGUUGUAGUCUAGUGUAGAUUUCUUUGCAUCGUGUACUUUAAAAGGAAAUAUUCUUGCGAGAGACACUACAGGACUUUUUCCAAUUCAAAUCGCUUGAUGUGAAGAGACUCGGCGUCAGUGUGUGAAGCACUGAUUUGGGUUUAUUGUAGCUUUUAAGGAACACACUGUCCUGCCAUUGGGAUUUUGAUGGGACUCGUUUUCUCUCUCUUUCUCUUCCCUCUCUCUUUCUUUUGAAGAUUCAGGCUUGUUGAUCAACAUAUACAGACUGUUUUUCAGUACCUCCUGAACAAGGCUCUGUGAUCUCGCUGCCUUAUCUGUAUCAUGGAGAUCAUCUUUUAGAAAGAAUUGUGGUCUUUAAAAAAACAAACAAAAAAAAAAACUGCGAAAUUGUGGGUUUUUUGUAUUGUUUAAAUGUCUAACUGAAGCACAGUAAAGUGGAUUUGUUUAUGGUGUAGUAAAUGGGAUUGGGAUAAAAAUGGUCAGGCUCGGAGUCGGAAUUGAGCGGCGUAUGCGCUGGAGAGGGAAAAUACCCAACGAUAUCUACGGUGUUGGUUCACAUUUUGUCUGCUGCACUGUAAAUAAACUCUCGGCCAUAAAGCAAACGGCCUUCCACCUCGUCAAUAAAUGUCCUUUUAUUUUAUUAUUGCAAAACAACUAUGGGAAUUAAAAAAAGAAUAAUAAAAUAAAAAAAGAAAAUAAAUGCAAAGCAUGGUGUAGCACAGAGAGGUUCACUCUGCAAAGGUUCCCCAAAGCAUCAAAAGUCAUCUCUGAGCACUUUGUCUUUGAGAACUUUUUUUUUAUUUUUGUUUUAUUAUUAUUUUUUUUCUUUCAGCAUUUCAAAGCUCUUCCUUCACACAUCUAAGGCACGAUAAGAACAUCUGACCUUGGCAUUGUUUGUAAAUAUGUAUGUACGAAUGUAUGUGUGUAAAUGUAUAUAAUAUUCACGAAAUAAAGUUGACUAUCAGUGGCACUGA
Silurus meridionalis is the source of this 5498-nucleotide messenger RNA. It is a transcript of the gene slmapa, whose product is annotated as sarcolemma associated protein a. The record is from RefSeq and is a predicted model, not a curated record. The coding region runs from base 1214 to 3754 and encodes 846 amino acids. Gene Ontology annotation, biological process: regulation of membrane depolarization during cardiac muscle cell action potential; protein localization to plasma membrane; regulation of voltage-gated sodium channel activity. The transcript is spliced from 24 exons. Gene Ontology annotation, molecular function: protein binding. NCBI's taxonomy places the organism in Eukaryota, Metazoa, Chordata, Actinopteri, Siluriformes, Siluridae.